AUGGGGCACGCUGGGCGCCAGUUCCAAGCCCUGUUCUGGAAGAACUGGCUUUGCAGACUGCGGCACCCAGUCCUCUCGCUCGCUGAAUUCUUCUGGCCGUGUAUCCUGUUCAUGAUUCUGACAGUGCUUCGUUUUCAAGAGCCUCCCAGACACAGAGAUAACUGUGAGUUUCACUUUGAAUCCCGGGAUCUUCCCAGCCGGGGUGUUCUCCCUUUUGUUCAAGGACUUCUUUGUAACACUGGCUCAAGUUGUAGGAACAUCAGCUUUGAGAGCUCCAUGGACCACCAUUUUCGUUCGUCUAGGUUCCAAACUGCAACGGACGACAGCCAAGUCAGUAGCUUGGCCUUUUUAAAAGAGAUACAGGACCUGGCUGAGGACAUUUUUGAAACAAUGGACAAGGCAAAGAGCUUACAAAAACUCUGGCUGAAAAGAUCAGAAACCUCCGGUUCCUCCUAUGGCUCAAGUUUUCUAACAGUGGAUCUCAAUAAAACGGAGGAUGUGCUAUCGAGAUUGGAAAAUCUUCACCAGCAGCCUCACGUUUGGCACUUUCUACACUCACUUCCCAGACUUCGCACAACCCACGCUCACUUGGAAGACAGUGUGGACACCGUGACACACUUUCUCCAGGCAGGUUUGAAUUCGUUAACAUCUCUGGGAGCUGUGGACUGGCUACCGUUGCAGCAGACUGUCCCCCAGGUUUCUAGACAUGUUCUGAACGUGACCAUUUCUACCCUGCGGUUUCUGUUGGAGCAUGGAGCAGCUCCAGUGCAUAAAUCAUCUGUGUUCACAGAGUCCGUUUACCACCUGUCCCUGCAGAAUAUGGUGUGGGAUCUACAGAAAGUCCAGUCUGAUCUCAAAUCCCUGUUUGGUUUGAAUGACCUUCAAAUGGAACGUCUCCUGAAUUAUUCAGCUGAGCUGAAGGAGAUUCCUACACACAGCUUCCUGGAGAGGAUGAUAUGUUCCAUCUUGUCCAACACUUCUGAGGUUGAAGCUGAGAGCAAGGGCUACCAGGCAGACUGCCAUCCCAAGUGGUCAGCGGUCAAGAACUAUAUCAUCCAUGCAGUCAGUUGGCUGAAGCUCUAUGGACAGCUGUUUGACCAGUGGCAGCGGGGUGGCCUGCUGCAGAACCUGCUUACAGGUGCCAGCCACGGUCUGGCAGCCCUUCGGGACCAGUUUGACAAGGGCAGUGAAGUACGGAAGGUGCUGGAAGUGUCGCACACUGCACUGCUCAUCCUGAGUGACAGCUGGGCAGCGGACGGCCUCAGAGGCAGCCAUCUGCGUCCACAGAUAUUCGAGCACCUGGGCAAGUUGCAGCGUACGGUGUCGGACCUGUCCCCACGUUCGUCUCUAAAGAGCUUGCCCCUGCUGGAUCCUGUUCUCAGGAACGUGGUGGCCCAGGACUUGCGUUUUGUUCAAGGAGUCCUCAGUUACCUGGAGACAUCAGCGAGGGAUUUUAUACCUGGUGGUCCUGACAGCUGGAGACUAGAAAAGGAUAUGUUCUUCUGGGGGUUGAAGCAGCUGUUGAGAAAGGAUGCUUCUACCACUUGCCUGAAUGGACACUUGUCUCAGGAGGCGGCCCUCCCCCCUGGGAACUCCAGCAUCUGGAGGAGUCUCUGGGGAGUGCUGUGCCGCAGCCCCUCCUUCAAUGAGACCAGUGUUUUAAGUCAGCUGCUUCUCGCAGUGAAGGAUGCUGGUCGUCGUUUGCAAGACGUCAUCGCAGGACACACCGAUGGACCCAUUUCAGAACCAGACAGGCAUUUAGACUGGAAGGCUCUUGGAACACAGCUGUCAGAAGUGAACUUGACCUGUUCUCAGGUCUUCAAGCCACCAGGAGCUGCUGCUUCACCUGAGAACGGCAUCUCUCCUGGGGGCUGUGAGAACCAGCUCGUCUCCACAGUGAUAUCUCACAUACUUGAAGAAGGACAGAUGUCCCUGCAGGAACUGUUGUACUGGAAAGUCUUCUCAGGAAUCAUUAGGAAGACGUGUGAAUUGGCUCGAUAUGUGAACAUGCAUGGAAGUUUCCAGAGCAGUCCGCCGGGUAAGUUGGGAGGUCUUACUUUCUCUGAGAACUCUCCUUGUCAGACACAAAACAUGGAUUGGAAAGCUAUCAUUGAUAAUUAUUUCUUAUUUUUCAAUAACGUUGUGAAGUCCCCAAUAACUUCCACAGCCAGGGUCUUAAAUUUCACAAAGCAUCUUUUAGUGGAGGACAAGAAGCUGCACACCCUUGAAAAUGGACCGAUGAACGUUCUUUUGUCAUUUGUGGAGUUUUUGGAGGAAUUGUUAUUAUCUGAUCCUUCUGGCUCAUUCACGGCUCCUGAAUUCCAUGAUCUCACUUUGCUCCCCGAGCUUGUUCUGAAUAGAAGUGUUCUGUGGAGAAAUCAUUUAGAAAGUUUGCAGAGAGACCCACAUGAUGGUGAUGCUCAGAAACUUCUGGAAUUUGAUAAACUGGUCACUGAGAAAAUUCAAAGUCUUAAAGAUCAUUGGAUGAGGAGGGAAUCCAAAAAUAUUUUGAGAUUCAUAAAAUUAAUACUUUUUGAAAUUAAACCAGAGUUGCGAGAAUUCUGGCUCAAUGGCAUUUCACAAGAAGAAAGAGCUAAAUUUGAAAUCUCGUCCACACUUGGAAAUUUUUCUGUUCCAGAAUAUGAGAAAAUUUUUAGCGAAAGCUUUAAUUUCUCCCAAUUGUUCCAUUCUGAUUGGCCCCAAUCACCAGCUGUGGAUGCAGACUUUAUACAUUUAAGCCGGAUUAUAAUACAUGGUCUCUCUGAAUUGAGCUUUCUGACCCAGGAACAAGUCUCAAUAGCUCUGGACACCAUCUAUGUGCUGAAGAAUGUGUCUGAGCUUUUCUCCACUCUUUCCGAACAUCAAAAGCAAGAACUGGGUAACAUUUUGACUCAUAUAAAUGUCUUCAAAGACAGAGAUGCAGCUCUCCUUCUCCAGACCUACUCUUCCUUUUAUCAAUAUUUUCAUAAAUUCUUGAACAUUCAGAAAAGAGAGUCCCUGAUAAUUUAUCUUACUCAAAUCUUUAGACAUAUUUUGGAUCUCAUAAAGCAGUUUAAUAUCCAAAACAUCAGUAAAGCACUUUUGCUUUUAUCAGAGACAACAGAGGCUCUCGGGAUGAUACCUGAAGUAUCUCACUGUCAGCAAUUGCUUUCAGUUUUAAACUUGUUAGAGCUUCAGGCCCAGUCCCUGCUGUCUACGGAGGGCCGGGCACCGGGAGUGAUUCACGCGAGUUUGACAGGCCUCAAGCAGCUGUUUGUGGCAGAUGAAGGUUUUCGUGUUUCUCUACUUCAGUAUGUCAAUCAGUUCUUUAAUGAUUCAGCAGGGACUCUGCUGCCAAGUGAAUGCUUUGUCCUGGAAAACACAGCCAUUUCUUCUGUGAAUUACUCAGGAAACGAGGGAGCUUCACUCCUCUUCCCAUGGACACAAUUGUUUUCCAACCUCACAGUAAAUGGCAGUGUGAUCAGCGAAUUCACGGCCGUUCACUGUACCCUUUCAUGGAUUCGGACAUGGACUGAGAUCUGGGGAACCCUUUCUCAGAUACUGAAACUUGACCUGAAUAUUUUCACUUCUCUUCAUGUUGGUAUCAUUCAGCUUUUGGAUGAGUUGGAAAAUGGUGGGAACAUUUCUCAAAACUGCAAAGGGAUAGUUCCCACUUAUCAUACUGCUAGACUCAUAUUAAAUUUAUUUAAAAACGUAACUCAGGAGAAUGGCUUUCAUGACUGGGAAGGCCUUCUGGACCUCAGAGAUCUUUGGGUAGCAUUAGAUAAUGAAUUAGCUGUGGUACAAUCACUUAACCUGGCUCAAGCAGAGGGCGCUUUUGUUACCAUGGAAACCUCCCUGCGCCAGCUGAAGACAUUUCCAAUGAAAACAAAUGCAAGCAGGGAGUUUUUAUCUUCCCUCUUGGAUGUUUUCAUUGAGUUGAGCAAAGCCUCGGACUAUGUGGCUAGAAAUACAGACCUGAUCAAUAACUUUCUCUCCAAUGAUCUCACAGAUCCUGGAGGCAAAUUUGCAAGUGGCAUCACUGAGCUGAGAGAAACAAUAUUAUUUCUUAGGAAUGUAUCACAGGAUAGAGGUUUAUUGUCAUGUGCCGAUAUUUUCCAGAGUGUCACUGAAUUGAUUUCUGAAAGUAAUGUAUUACCUGUGAAUGCUUCUAAGAAGCCAGCGCAUAUUCUGGCCAUGUUAAGUUCCAUAUUUUCAUCGAAGAAUGCAAGUAGCAGCCUGGACGGGUGUUUAGCAUGGAUAGACGUAAUAAACCAUUUGUGUAUGAUGUACAACUCAAGUUCUCUACCUGGCCAUCUUCAUAGCGCUUUGGGAAGCUUUAAGGAUAUGGAGAACAAAAUGAACUCUGCACUGAAAAUUUUAACUUGGGUGCUAAAUAGGAAGAUACCCAUUUGUCCACCGAAUGAGUCAAAUGUAAAUUGUGUGAAUAUUUACCUGAAAGACGUAACUGAAUUUCUAAAUAUUAUAGUUACUCCAGGCUUAGAAAAAGAGGUUGCCAAGUUUGAGACUUUAUUAGCGCUCUUCAAUAAUUCCACCGAGCCGGUAAACAUGAUCAUCACCAACUUAACAGAAGACUUGGAAUUUGCCUCCCAGUUCGACUGGAAGCACUUCAGGGACUUACUUCUAGGACCCACAGGAAUGUCGGAUGGCAUUCCUGAUCAGUUUCAGGAUAUUUGGCAGCACAGCAUAGCAUUGGGGAAGGAAAUGCAGAAACUUUUCGAAGGUAUCAUUCAUAGUGUCCUUGGAAGUAGUUCCUCUUCUAGCGCUGAAAGAGUGCUUAGUGUAUUCUCCGUCAGUCCAAAGGAAAGAGAUAUAAGCCACUUGCACAAUUCAGUUCGCCGCUUAGCUAAUUACGUUGCUCUCAACCUAACUCAUUAUCUUCAGAAUUCAUCAGAAGUAGUCCCCCAGGAAAUAAUGAAAGCUGUGGAUCUUGGCAUUCAACUGACGCGGGAUGUGUUCAACUCCCUAAUGCCUGCUGUCCGUUUCAGUAUUCCAGAAAAUUCAGACCCGGCUCAGGUUUUAAAGAAAGUGGCGUCUCUCAUGCAUUCUCUCAAGAAGGCAGACACAGAACUCUUGGUAGGCCAGCUGGGCGAAAUCAGUGAAAACCUGAUGAGUUUCUUUAAGAACCUCAGCAGGACGGGUGUCGACCAUUUAGGGGUCAAUAUGGUUGUCGGCUUAGUGGACAAGCUUGUUGCCAGCUCCCAUUCCUGGAGUGUCAACCACCUGCUGCGUCUCUCCCGUCUGCUUCCCCAGGAAGUAGUGACAGCUGUGUUGGAUGUGUAUUACGCUCUUCCCCAUAUGGUGGGGCUCCUGCAGAGGGUCACAGACAAAAACAUCACAGAAAGCCUCAGGGACAUCUAUAACUUCACACUUCUUCAUGGGAUAACCAUGUUCAACACCACCAAGGAAGACUUUGCCGAUGCGAUUAAAACUCUUCUGGACACAGUUGAGUUAGUGUCGGAUGAGCCAGCAGUUAUUUCCGAGGCUUUAAUGUGCCUUCCCAGGGUUUGGUGCUCGAACCACACAACUUCCAGGCUUGAGGAAAGCCCUAAGGUAGAAGGCUGUAAUGUCCAGGGGCACAUGUCUCCCUCCUUAUACCACAUGGCGACCAGUAUACUGGACCUUCUCCAUCUGCCAUGGCCGAGUGAUUCAGAAUGCAUAAAUGAAAACCCCGGAGAGGAAAUAACCAGGAAAGUGGUCUGUGCGAUGCAUGAUUUUGCAGACUGGAAUUUGAUUCUCUCAGAGCUGUUGGAGAUUUUCCAUGUUAAAAACGUACUUGGGAAAACCCUGCAGGGACUUUGGCAUAAGGUGUUACCUUUCAUGUCACCUUCUGGAAACCAAGGUAAUGACAGCAUCUCAGAACUCUGUCCUAACGGGACAGUAAAGCAAGGUGCUUUGCAAAUCAUAAAAAACCUAAAACAUGCAAAUUUUACAAAAUUUAAACUGCUUGAAAACAUGCUCAACAAGCUAGGCAGCUUAGACAAGAUUCUUAACAUUACUCAAGGCACAGAGACAUCUGCUCAAAAUAAUGUUUCUUUAAAUUUGGGGAGGAUCUUCAAAUUGAUUUCUGCUCUUUGGAGUUUAAGAAAUAGUACUCACCAUCUGCUCUCACCAAUCACAAACUUUCUGAAUGCAAAUCACACAGACAGGAGCCCAGACUCAUCAGGCUUAAUAAAAAAUGAUGAAGCAACUCACAGCUUUGAAGACCUGUGGUUUCACUUCAAACAAAGCACCAUGGACCCAAGCGAUAACUUCAGUCUAGGACAACUACUUUCUGAUAUUAACAGAAAGAUCCAAGACAUAGCUCUUCAAAACACAACUGUGCAACUUCCUCGGCUUCUGGAAAUCCUGGAUUCAUCACCAUUGACGAUGUCGGAAAUUACUGAAGGUUUUCUAUUUCUCCUAAAACACUGGCUCCAUGAAUAUGAAAAUGAAGAUUACUUUCGGUUGGUGCAAAGACUACUCAGUGCCAUGGCCAGUGGGAAUUCAACUGAUGUAACUGUGCUGGCCAGGGAUCUUACUACAUAUUUGGGCUAUCUCAAAAACAGUACUGGAGAAGGCGAUUUUGAUGUCGGCGUCCUCACCCGUAUGCUAAAUCAGGAGCAGCUAGCUGAUUUCUCAACUUUUCAGUCACUUCUGGAAAGCAUUGUGAUGAAUUUAGUUAGUAACUUUGCUGAGCGUUCUCAGGAAUCAGCUCUGAAUUUCAGCAGCACUGACCUUCACACAAGGGAUUUCAUUAGUCUCAUCUUGAACCACACACAGUCCCAAAAUGGUGGGGAAACUGCAGGACAGGCAGAGGGUUUUCUGAAGCAGCUUCUGGAGACACUCUUCUCCUCUUUGCUAAAUGGGAUGCCUGAGAACAAAAUAUCACUUCUACUAAAAGACCUGCAUAGAGAUUUCAUGGCUGAGAUGAGUUUUGUCCCCAGAGAUAAAAUUCUUGAAAUUCUGAAACUGGAUCCAUUCCUUACCUGGUUGAAUGAGGACACAUUGAUGAACAUUGUCUCAAGUUUCAGGACCCUGUAUCAUCUGAUUAAGAACUCAUUUUCAUUCAACAACAGAGAACUCUCUGCAGUUCUGAAAGGUUCAUCUCACACCCAUCCAAGGGAGCCUGUGGUGAAUGCUGACACUGAAGACCACUUGGACUUCUUUAGCAUAGUGACUCAGUUUCUCUCCCAGGUUAAAAAUUCUGUGGGCCUCUCCAAACUCAACCAAAAUCUCAGGUCUGUUCUCCGCCUCGUGAGAGAAAGUUCUGUAGAAAUGGCUAAUAUCAAGGACAUUCUCUUCCAUUCACCUGCUCUGACCUGCCACUCCUCCUCCCCCAUGCCCCAGCACACUGCACUUGCUAAGCUAACUGAGUUGUUUUCUGUUGUAAAUAGUUCAUUCGCUCUAAGAAACAGAGAAACGCUGGAAUCAACUCUGAGGUUAUUUGGUGCCAUUUCCCGAGUGGGUGCGGAAAGUCAUGUCUUAGAGCAGGCUUUGGAAAUUUCUAGAACUCUGGCCAUGCUGGUGAAUAGCACUGCUGAACUGGGUGGUCUUGCCUCAUCAGUGGACUCCAUGGUGAGACUUCUCAAUCUAGCCACAAAGGUUUCGAGAAAGAUGGCUACAAUAUUGGGAGAGCUGUCCAUAUCUAGUACAGAGGACUCCUGGAAAAUCCUUGAUACUUUGUAUUCCAUCGUGCUACAAAGUUCUCAAGAUCAUGUGAAGCAAAUAAUGUCUUCGGAAAAAGUAGCUCCUUUUAUAUUUGAGAAGGGGAAGGCUUUGUUGACGCCAUUUCUUGACUUGAGCUUCGCGAUGAUUGGAGUCACCCCUAAUAUGUCCCAGGACCCUGAUGUUCUCAGCAUGUCAUCUAGCGGCAUCCUUUCAUAUGUCAACCAAUCCAAAGACUUUUCUGAGAUUGGGGAAGAAAUGGCUGAAAAUUUAAUUUCUACAAAACUCAGUUUGAGAGACUUGGAGCAUCUUGUGGUGGUGAUUAAAAACAGGACUCAAAAUGUUUCUACGGAUGCUGCUAACUUGUGGGAAGAGAGUCUAGAUUGCUUAGUUCCUAUAAGUAACAUUACAAACCAAAUGGACUUCCUGAAGCUUUAUGAGCUUCAUUCUACCCGUCAUCCUCAGGCCCUGAGGCAGGAGAGAAGUCAGGAAGUAAUCCUUUCUUUAGAUAGAGUGUUAACAGAGAACAGCACAGAAAGAGAGACUUUCUUGAAAAUGGUGAUUGAUCUCACUUUACAAGCUCUUUCAAAUGGCUUAAAGGAAGAUAACUGGGAUAUUUUUAAUCUUCUGUUGACAUUUGCCCAGCACCCAAAUGACCUUUUAAAAACCAUAGAGUCAGUUGUAGAGGCCUCCAGUGGGAUUCAAAGUGACUCUGGAGAUGAGUUAAGCCAAGAUUUAUUUUCCAAUUUGUCAUUGAUUCAGAACGCCACUCGCUAUCAGCUUGCAAAAGAAGUCCUGAUUGGUCUCAGCAGAAUAGUCCCCUCAAGAGAAGGGCUGCCCCCAAACAACGCUCAGUGGGCACAUUUCACACGCACUUUGUUUUACUCAGAUGGCAACAGGUUUCCUAAGUCAGCUACUGGUCAGAAUGUUACAUCAGCAAAGAAUGGAGGGACCAAAGAAGAAACGAUAUCAAUUUCCCACGGCUACGAAUCAAUGUCAUACUUCCAGAAAUUCCUGAAGGCAUUAUUUGCAGUGAUUGAACACUGGCAGAGAGUCCCACAAGCCCAUCAAAGUGUUUUUGAGAUGUGUCAAGUUUUCCGGCAGCUGGAGAAGCCCUCGGAAGCUGUGGAGAUGCUGCACAGAGUGGAGAGGAUGGCUCUGCGUGUGCUCAUCAUCUUUGCAGGGGCAGGAGAAAGCACAGCACAUGAAAGGAACAUGCUAGAAAUGGACAGAGAUACAGCCUCGCCCUUUCGGUCUUGCAGCGGUGUGCCUGCCAUUGCUGCCAUUUAUCUCCUUUCUGCUCUCAUGGGGACAUUCGGGAACGAGCCGGGCCUCAGUACCCAUGGCAGAGCAGUGAAGGGGGCUGGGGAAGGAGGCUGCAUCUGUGGGGAUGUCAAUAGUGGACGUCUAAGUGAAGAACGGGGUGAGGCUGGGUGUCCUUUCAUGCUCCAGCACAAGCGUGCUCUGCCGUUGCUCCGGCCAAGGCUCUGUGUGGUCCACAGUGCUGAAAUCUCAAUCUUCAUCUCGCUGGUCUUAGAAAUGGGAAAGAUAUGGUUCUCAUCGGAUCAGCUGGACUGUGAACGUCUCAGUGGGAGUCUUUCCAGCGCCUUGGAAGGCUUCAAAAGCAGCUUGCAAGAUGCUUCUAGCCAAGGCUGCACGUGCCGGCAGCCCCUGGUGGGAACAGUUCAGCUGCAGACGCACAGGUUGAUCAAAAGUCUUAAGGAGACUUGGAUGACAAAGAUUCCUGUUCUGAUGUUUCUUAGCAAUUUCACAGUCACAGAAGAUGUAAAAGUAAAGGACUUGAUGAAGAACCUGAGCAGAUUAACUGAGGACCUUCGUUCCUCCCUCCACAUCUCAGACGAGACCAUCCAGAGCAUCUUAGAAGCCACCAUUUCCCAUUCAAAGCUUCUCUCCAAUGUCCUUACUCUGGCUUUGUCUGGAAAGUGUGAUGAGGAAAGUCUUCAUCUCCUGUUGACAUUUCCCAACAAUGAGAAAUCCUGGUUCGCCACAAGGGAGCUCUGCAGCCUGUCCGGGACUCAAGUGUUCUCUCUGCUCCUGAUGAUGGGCCAGAACCUGAACCUGAGGAACUUCGUUUACAAAACUCUGAUACCCUCUGAAGCAAAUGGCUUGCUCAACUCCCUGUUGGAUGUCAUUUCCAGCCUCAGCUCCAUCCUUACCAGAGCGCAGCAUGCCCUGGAACAGCUCCCUGAGUUUCUUCACAAAUUUAAAAUUACCGCCUUGCUAGACAUGCCAGACUUCCAACAGGUUUCACAGAGACACCAAGCCCGAAGUUCAUCUUUGGCUUCUUUCCAGUCGGUGAUGAAGCUCCUUUGUAAGGACCAGGAGACUUUCCUCAGCAACUCUAACAUGUUCGUUCGUUUACCCAGAGUUAACGAACUCUUGGAGAAUGACAAAGAGAAGUUCAACAUUCCUCAUGACUCAACACCCUUUUGUUUGAAGCUUUACCAGGAAAUUCUACAGUCUCCAAAUGGUGCCCUGGUAUGGUCUUUCCUAAAACCUAUAUUACAUGGAAAAAUACUGUAUACACCAAAUUCUCCAGCAAUCAAUGAGGUCAUUCAGAAGGCUAAUUAUACUUUUUACUUCGUGGAUAAGAUAAAAAUUUUAUCGGAAACACUUCUGAAGCUAUCCAGACUUUUCCAGGGAAGUGGAAAUGGACAAAUGUUCAACCAGUUGCAGGAUGCCCUGAGAAACAAAUUCAUAAGAAGCUUUGUAGAGAGCCACUUGGAUAUUGAUGUGGACAAGCUCACGGAAGAUCUGCACACAUAUGGACAGACCCUGGAUCAGAUGUUUAACCAUGAGGGGGCUGGACACUUCCAGUUUUUGGGCGGUAUCUUGGCCAAUCUCUCUUCCUGCGUGGUGUUGGACCGAUUCCAGGCAGUGGAGACUGUUGGCGCCCUGGAGACCACGGCACAUGAACUCAUGCAGCAGAAUAGUUUCUUGGCCAGUGUCAUAUUCAACAGUUCUUUGGGACACAGACACAUCAGAUCAGCACGUCGUAAAUUGCCACCUCAUGUCACAUAUACAAUCCGGAUCAACGUCUUAUACACUAUGAGGACAGACUUGAUAAAAUAUCCUUCCUGGAAGUUUCAUCCUCAGAAUCUACCAGCUGAUGGGUUCAAGUAUAACUAUAUUUUUGUCCCACUGCAAGACAUGAUCGAGAGAGCCAUCAUUGCAGUACAGACUGGACAGGAAGUCGUGGAGCCAACGACCCAGGUGCAGGCAGCUCCCUACCCAUGCCACACCAGUGACUUGUUCCUGAACAAUGUUGGCUUCUUUUUCCCCCUGAUUAUGAUGUUGACUUGGAUGGUGUCUGUGGCCAGCAUGGUCCGGAAGCUGGUUUAUGAGCGGGAGAUCCAGAUAGAAGAGUACAUGCGGAUGAUGGGACUGCAUCCGGCCAUCCACUUCCUGUCCUGGUUCCUGGAGAACAUGGCCACGCUGGCUCUGAGUAGUGCAGCUCUGGCUGUCAUUCUGAAGAUGAGUGGCAUCUUCAUGCACAGUGAUGCUUUUAUCAUUUUUCUUUUCUUGCUGGAUUUUGGAGUAUCCGCUGUCAUGCUAAGCUACUUCUUGAGUGUGUUUUUCAACCAAGCUAAUACAGCGGCCCUGUGUACCAGCCUGGGCUACAUGAUCAGCUUCCUGCCAUAUGUGGUUCUGCUAGUCCUACACAACCAACUCAGCUUCACCAUUCAGAGCCUUCUGUGCUUGCUCUCAACCACAGCCUUCGGACAAGGAGUCUUUUUCAUUACAUUUCUGGAAGGGCAGGAGGAAGGCAUCCAGUGGAGUCACAUGUACCGAGCUCCAGAGCCAGGAGGCAUGACAUUUGGCUGGGUCUGCUGGAUGAUUCUGUUUGAUUCCAUCCUCUAUUUUCUGUGUGGAUGGUAUUUUAGCAACUUGGUCUCUGGAACUUUUGGUCUAGGGAAACCAUGGUAUUUCCCCUUCACUGCAUCCUAUUGGAAAAGUGUGUGUGGUUUGAUAGAGAAGCGGCGAUGUUCUCUGAGUUCCGGUUUAUUCUUCUUCAACGAGGACUUUGGUAGCAAAGGGCCCUCACAGCAAAAUGGCCCAGGAGAGCUGGAAGGAGGUACCCCAGGAGUGGCUCUAAUAUCGGUGACAAAGGAAUAUGAAGGCCACAAAUUAGCUGUCCAAGAGCUCACCCUCACCUUCCACAGAGACCAGAUCACAGCCCUGCUGGGAACCAAUGGUGCAGGGAAAACAACCAUCAUAUCCAUGUUGAUGGGGCUCUACCCUCCCACUUCUGGAACGAUCAUCAUAAAUGGCAAGAACCUGCAGACAGAUUUGUCCAAGAUCAGAGAGGAGCUGGGCGUGUGUCCACAGCAGGAUAUUCUCCUGGACAACCUCACUGUGCGGGAACACCUGAUGCUCUUUGCUGCCAUAAAAGCACCUUGGUGGGCCAAGAAGGAGCUACAGCAGCAAGUCGACAAAACUCUUGAUGAAGUGGAGCUAACUCAGCAUCAGCACAAGCCGGCUCGAGUUCUGUCUGGAGGCAUGAAGAGGAAGCUCUCCAUUGCUAUUGCUUUCAUGGGCAGGUCAAAGACAGUGGUUCUGGAUGAGCCGAGCAGUGGGGUAGACCCUUGCUCCCGUCGCAGCCUCUGGGAUAUUCUACUCAAGUACCGGAAAGGUCGCACAAUCAUCUUCACAACCCACCACCUGGAUGAAGCUGAGAUGCUCAGUGACCACGUGGCUGUGCUCCAGCAAGGGAAGCUCAGAUGUUAUGCUCCUCCUGCGGGCCUGAAGGAGACCUAUGGCCAAGGACUCACUCUGACGCUUACCAAACAACCCUCUGUCCUAGAAACCCAGGAGCCCAAGGAUGUAGCUCGUGUUACAUCCUUGAUACAGGUCUAUAUUCCCCAAGCAUUCCUCAAAGAUAGCAGUGGAGGUGAGCUGACCUACACCAUCCCCAAAGAUGCAGACAAGUCCUGCUUCAAGGGGCUUUGCCAGGCCCUGGAUCAGAACUUACAGCACCUACACCUGACGGGGUAUGGCAUCUCAGACACCACCUUGGAAGAGGUGUUUUUGAUGCUUUUGCACGAUACCAACAAAAAGUCUCACAUCACUCCCGAAACCAAGUUAGACCCUCAGAAUGAGAUACCUGCUGGACCUUCUCCUCAACAUGGUGCCUCUCCUGUGAGGACUCCACCUGUAUGGGCCCUGUCUGAGCCCACGGGGGGUUUCCAGCUGCUUCUGGGACAGGCGGUGUCACUCCUGAGGAAGCGGCUACUGCACACCCUACGAGCCUGGAAAAGCACCACCUCAGACCUGCUACUGCCGGUGCUCUUCGUGGCCUUGGCCAUGGGCUUGUUCAUGGUGCAGCCUCUGGCUAUCACUUACCCGCCUCUCAAACUGACGCCUGGGCAUUAUGGGACUGCAGAAACUUACUUUUUCAGCAGUGGAAGCCAUGGCGUGGACCUGGCCCACGUGCUUCUGCGCAAGUUUGGAGAUAAGGAUCCUCUCUGUGCUGAUGGUCAGCUGGAAAAUUCUUCAGGCUGGCAUAAGGACCCUUUUUCUGGCCCAGAAUUCCAGAAGUCAUGCGGCUGCCUGAAGUGUCCAAAUAAAAGUGCCGGGGCUCCGUAUCUGACCAACUGCCUGGGACACACACUACUCAACCUCUCGGGCUAUGAUGUGGAAGAGUACUUGCUGGUGCCAUCUGCAAAACCAAGGCUUGGAGGUUGGUCUUUUGGAGUACAAAUUCCCAAUGAAGAUAAAGAAGUGAAGACCAACGCAUCAGAACAAAGGACUUUGGCAAAGGUGUGGUAUAACCAGAAGGGUUUCCAUUCUCUCCCCUCCUACCUAAACCAUCUCAACAACCUGAUCUUAUGGCAGUACUUACCCCCGGAUACUUCAGACUGGAGACAAUAUGGAAUAACACUGUACAGCCACCCGUAUGGAGGAGCCCUGCUGAAUGAGGACAAAAUCCUGGAGAGCAUCCGCCAGUGUGGUGUCGCCCUCUGCAUUGUCCUGGGAUUCUCCAUCCUGUCCGCAUCCAUUGGGAGUUCAGUCGUGAGGGACAGGGUGACCGGAGCUAAAAGAUUGCAACAUAUAAGUGGCCUUGGCUACAGGACAUAUUGGCUAGUUAACUUCCUGUAUGACAUGCUCUUUUACUUGGUUUCCGUCUGCCUGUGUGUCGCCAUUAUAGCCGCCUUCCAGUUAACAGCUUUCACUUUCCGGGAGAACUUGGUGGCCACAGCCCUCCUGCUGGCACUUUUCGGAUAUGCAAUGAUUCCAUGGAUGUAUCUGAUAUCCAGAAUCUUUCCCAGUUCCGACGUUGCCUUCAUCUCCUACAUCUCCUUGAACUUCAUUUUUGGUUUGUGCACCAUGCUGAUGACUGCCAUGCCCCGGCUCUUAGCCAUCAUUUCCAAAGCCCAGAAUUUGCAGAAUAUCUACGAUGUGCUCAAGUGGGUUUUUACUAUUUUUCCUCAAUUCUGCCUGGGUCAAGGGCUCAUAGAACUCUGUUAUAAUCAGAUCAAGUACGAUCUGACUCACAACUUUGGCAUUGAUUCUUAUGUGAGCCCCUUUGAGAUGAAUUUCUUGGGCUGGAUCUUCGUGGAGUUGACCUUGCAGGGCACAGUUCUUCUCCUCUUGAGGAUUCUGGUACAUGGAGACCUUCUACGAUGGCCAAGGGUCCACUUUGCCCCUCAGGACACGGUCAAGUCUGCUAAGGACAUAGAUGUUGAAAAGGAGCAAAUGAGGGUGCUUGAAGGAAAGACCGGAGGAGACAUUCUUGUGUUGUGCAACCUCAAUAAGAGCUACAGAAGUGUUUUCAGGCGGAAGACCACUGCUGUGCAUGACCUUAGUCUGGCCAUACCACGAGGCGAGUGCUUUGGGCUCCUUGGAGUGAAUGGCGCUGGGAAGAGCACAACAUUCAAAAUUCUGACUGGUGAAAUUCCACCAAGUUCAGGCUAUGCCGUCGUCAGAACUCCUCAGGGAGACAUGGUGGAUCUGACUUCUGCUGGCAAAGUGGGAAUUCUCUUUGGCUACUGUCCACAGCAGGAUGCCUUGGAUGAGCUCCUGACUGGCUGGGAGCAUCUCCAAUACUACUGCAGCCUCCGUGGGAUUCCAAGACAGUACAUUCCAGAGGUGGCUGCAGACCUGGUAAGGCGCCUUCACCUUGAAUCUCAUGUGGACAAACCUGUGGCCACAUACAGUGGGGGCACCAGACGGAAGCUCUCCACUGCCCUGGCCCUGGUGGGGAAACCUGACAUUCUCUUAUUGGAUGAACCAAGCUCUGGGAUGGACCCCUGCUCUAAGCGGUAUCUGUGGCAAACCAUAACGCAGGAGGUUCGGGAUGGCUGUGCUGCGGUGCUGACCUCUCACAGCAUGGAAGAGUGUGAGGCGCUGUGUACCAGGCUAGCCAUCAUGGUGGACGGCAGCUUCAGGUGUCUCGGCCCCCCUCAGCACAUCAAGAACAGGUUCGGUGAUGGUUAUACAGUCAAAAUUUGGCUCCACAAGGAAGGAAGCCAACCUAGUGCCGUUUCCGACUGCUUGAAAGUCCAUUUCCCAGGAAUCCAGUUUAAGGGACAGCACCUGAAUUUAUUGGAAUAUCAUGUACAGAAAAGUUGGGAGUGUUUGGCUGAUUUGUUCAAGGUUUUGGAGAACAACAAGAGCCUCCUGAAUAUCAAGCACUACUCCAUCAACCAGACCACACUAGAACAGGUUUUUCUUAAUUUUGCCACCGAGCAACUGUAA
This is a messenger RNA of Microtus ochrogaster (prairie vole), 15366 nucleotides long. RefSeq names its product ATP binding cassette subfamily A member 13 (gene Abca13). NCBI's taxonomy places the organism in Eukaryota, Metazoa, Chordata, Mammalia, Rodentia, Cricetidae. The record is from RefSeq and is a predicted model, not a curated record. Gene Ontology annotation, molecular function: ABC-type transporter activity; ATP binding; lipid carrier activity. The transcript is spliced from 62 exons. Bases 1 to 15366 code for a protein of 5121 amino acids. Gene Ontology annotation, cellular component: intracellular membrane-bounded organelle; membrane. Gene Ontology annotation, biological process: transmembrane transport; lipid transport.